UCAUCGCAACGAAAAUCUGAAGCAACAAGGGCAACACUUGAAAUCUCAAUGGGCAUCUCUCUACAUUGAAGAAUACAGUAAAGAAGUAUCUCCUUGUAAUGGUAACAAGCAAGAAGCAGCAAACUAUUUGUAUGGAGUUGUAGGAGAUAACAUUGUGGAACUGAAGGAGCUGUUUGCUGAGGAUGUAAUUGAAGGGUAUAGUGAUGAAGAACUGAUUUUGAUGCUGUUUGAGGAUGGAUGCUCUUUGCUCUAUUACAUGGACCACGUUGAUGUUCAGCGUCCAGAAGAACUGAAGCUAAAGCUUGAUCAGCUGAUGCAUACUUGGAGAGAUAUUGAAUUGCUGGAAAAUCAACUUCCAAUAAAAUUGCUGCAGCUGCUGAGCAAAACACAAGGUGCUGACUUGGACUAUUUACUGAUCAAUUUUAUGAGCAUGGGUGAAGAAAAGCGGAGUGGAAGGAUAACCAUCACAAUCACCUAUACGCCUACAAGAAAUCAUAUACUUGAUUUUGUUCGCUCAUUCUACCUUCAAACAGAGAUUGGACAGAAUAUCCCAAACCAAAACGGUGGAAAUCAGACUCCUCCUCCUCCUCCUCCUCCUCAUUCCUCCCUAGUUUGGCAAACUUACAAGAACAUACGUGAUCUCAAAAAAUCAGGGAUUCGGGUAAAGGCAAACAAGAGUGAUCCAUGGAAGUGGCAUAACAUCACUUUUACCUCGAGAUGGUUUAGUGGAGAAUUGACACUUCCUUUGUGGGUAUACAACGAUGUCACGCCUUACUUUUUUCGAAACUUGAUUGCGUACGAGAUGUGUCCAGACUUUCGCAACAGCUUCGAAUGUUGUUGUUUCUUUUCUUUCUUGGAUUCCUUGGUAGAUGAUGCUGAGGAUGUCAAGGAGCUUAGAUCAGCUGGUGUUAUCCAAAAUUUGCUUCAAAGCGACCAAGAACUGGCCAAAUUCCUUAAUGACAUUGGACAUGACUUGCCCACUAAAAUGUUCAAUCAAAUAUACACAAGCAAUGCUGUCUCAUUUAGCAAGAAUUAUAUCCAAGUCAGGCAUCAAAUUCAACAACAUUACUCGAGUAGAUGGAGAACUUUUCUGGCUGAAACACGGAGUACUUAUUUCAGUUCUCCCUGGUCUUUGCUUGCCUUCUUGGGUGCACUUGCUGCAUUAAUUCUCGCUGCUCUUCAAACAUGGUAUACCAUACAUCCUCCUAAAAAAUAGUUAUCAUAUUUCAAUAAUAAGUGUGUGUGUGUGUGUGUGAGUGUGAUAUAGGGAUCAUAGUUUAAAUCAAAAUUUCUUGGACCCAAAAAAGGUGUGUA
Molecule: messenger RNA, 1314 nt
Organism: Arachis stenosperma
Lineage: Eukaryota; Viridiplantae; Streptophyta; Magnoliopsida; Fabales; Fabaceae
Product: putative UPF0481 protein At3g02645
Exons: 1
Coding region: 221-1216 (331 amino acids)
Source: RefSeq, a predicted model, not a curated record